CCGCCAUGUCCGCCCUGACGCGCAUCCCCCUCGCCUCGCUCGUCUGCCCGUCGGCGCCGUUCCUCGCGCCGCGUCUGCUGCGCGUGACGGUCGCUGCGGGCGGCGCUCUACAGGCGCGGGCGCUCUCGAGCACGCCGCGACGCCCCGACAACGCGGCCAAGGGCAAGAAGUCGGCGCGCCACUACUGGGAGGAGAGGCGCACGCGCGAGCACCAGGCCGAGCGGCGCGACGAGACGCGGCGCAGGCGCGGCGAGAGCGUUCCCGUCGAGUCGCCCGCGCGCAUCGAGCUGGCGCAGGCCCUGCAGACGGCCACCAAGCACCGCAACCUGCCGCUGGUGCGCCAACUCUACCCCGAGGCCCUCGCCGCCGGGCUCGUCCACAGGGCGACCACCCACGCCAUCUGCCAGCUGCUGCACACACACGUGCGCCGCGACGUCUCCCGCGAUGCCGCCUCGCAGCUGCCCGAGCUGCUCCCCUUCGCCGACCAGCUCGUCAGCGACCUCCAGAGCGGCCGCCUGCCGCCGCACCGGCAGGCCUACGUGCACCUGCUGGGCAUCUACAAGACCGCCCGCCACUUCGCCGACGGCCGCGCCCUGUGGCAGUGGCUGCACGCCCAGGACCACACCCACGUCUCGCAGGCCGCCUAUGGCGCCGCCAUCGAGCUGCUGGCCGCCGCCAACCUGCAGACACUACCCGAGCUCGAGGACCUGUACGCCGAGGGCCUCCAGCGCUUCCCCGGCACCUUUGCCGAGUACCACCUCUCGCCCGACGCCAUCGUGCCCGACCGCUCGCAGCCCGUGCACAUCCUCGGCCUGCCCACCACUCUGCUGCAGGGCAUCACCACCGCCCGCCUCCAUUUCCGCGACUGGAAGAAGGCCUACCUGGCCCUCGACACCAUCCUGCGCCUCUACCCCGCCCAGACCCCGUCCCGCUUCUUCGAGCUCUUCGUCACCCAGCGGCCCAUCGCCGAGGCCUACACCGCAUACAUGCUUGCCUGCCGCUCUGGCGUGCAGAUCGGCGGCGCCCAGCUCACAGUCCUGCUGAACAGGCUGCGGUCGGCCAUGACACAGACCCCGGUCAUGGACGAACGUCUCAAGGUUGUGCGUGCCAUCGCCAACGCCAUGUAUGCCUACCAGCAGUGCGGUGGAGGCCUUGCCAGUGUCCAUGCCGGUCAGCUCGUCAAAGCCUUCGAAGCCCUGGUCCCGCAGAAGGCCCCAGGCCAGCCGUUUACAGAAGGAGAGCAAGCCCUUCGGACAACCAUCGCCCGCACCGCCCGGGAAUACGUUACUGGCCUGGUCCAGUCUGGUCUGGUCGCCGGAGCCCACCCGUUCGCGUCUCUGACCUCUCUGGCUGGCAAGCUGCAGGAUGCAGAUCUCCUCAAACAGACACUCGACGACGCCAAGAAAGCAGGUGUCACUUUCGGCCCCGUCGACCGAAGAGCCCUGCUCACGGCUGCGGGUCUCAUCCCAGACCGCGAUCUCAUCCACGCUCUGUGGUCCAUUACCGUCACUGAAGCUGCGAGCAAAGGCACCCAGCUCAGCUACAGCGACUGGAUCACUUUUGCCAAAGCCUGCAGACGCGCCCAGUACACACAGUACUUGGACCAGCAGCUCCAAGAACAGGCGCACUCCAUUACAUCCACCAUCGAACGGCAGGUCAGCGCUACCAUGCUUGAGUCCGAGCCCGGACCUGCCAAAUCCUCUGCUGUGUACAUGACGCAAGAACAGCUGAGCUCCGGCAUCGCCCUCCUGAACGACCAACUCAAGAACAUCCAAACCGUGCUCAUGUCCGGCCAGCCCCUGAACAUGGAGCACUCCCCACUCUGCAUGCACAUCGACCCCUCGCAGCCCCCGCUCGGCUCCGAAGAAGACCUCCGCACCAUCUACAACGAGCUCACCACCGACCCCCACCAGCCCCCCGCACCCUCCACCACCACCCCGCCCGCCCUCAGUACCACAGCCAUCCCCCUCGCCACCCUGCGCUUCCUAAACUGGAUCACAGUCCACGAAAUGCUCAGCACCGCCGCCGCCCUGCCCGCACACGGCGACGCCGCCCCGCCCGACGUGCUCUUUCCGCCUGUUGCGCCGCCCACGACGCUCGCCGCCCUGCGCGACCACAUCGCGGCCCUGCGCAGCACAUUCCGCCGCGUCGAGGGCGACACGCCGGCGGACGCGCCCACCCACGCUGCAGACAUCAAGAUCCAUAAGCACACGGCGCGCGCACCGGUGCGCAAGUUCGUGUCUACGGAUCCGCGGUCUGUGGAUCCGCGCACGGGGCGCGUGGAGAAUCCGCAGGACGUGAAGACGUUAAAGUGGAACGAAGAGACGGGCGAGCUGGAGGCGCUGGCUGGUGGCGAGGAGGCUGCCCGUGUGGGGGAAUCUGCGGUUGUGGAGGAGUCUACCGUGGAGGAGCCCAGUGUGGAACACCCCAGCGUGGAACAGCCCAGUGUGCAGGACCCUGCUCCCGCGCCGCUGGACGCGUCAGGGAGUCGCUGGGUGCGCACGAAGCCUUCACGGGUGCGCUGAGGAAGCCGCGGUUGACUAUGUGGUGGUCGUUUGUUGAUACGGAUACUGAUACUGAUACCCCCUUUCGCGCUCAUAGACUGUAAUACCCUGUACGAUACACCACCAAAAUAGACACGCGCGAUGCAUAUAUCAACCUCCAGAUCCUCACACCCCUCUCGUAGAGAUUCCUAGUACACUCGCUGUCCGUGCCAUACUAUCUAGGCAGCAAAAUAGGAAGUCGACGUCCACCCUCCCGCACUCGGUCGUUGGCUCAUCACCACACCGCCAGCCUUUACUGUGUAGCAGCGGCAAAAAGCUCGCGCAACCAGCAAAAAAACAAAAACGAAUCUGGU
Molecule: messenger RNA, 2857 nt
Organism: Boeremia exigua
Lineage: Eukaryota; Fungi; Ascomycota; Dothideomycetes; Pleosporales; Didymellaceae
Exons: 1
Coding region: 6-2525 (839 amino acids)
Source: RefSeq, a predicted model, not a curated record